AACCGAAACUACGACAUCCUGUCCCGUCAGGAAAACAAACCGGAUGCGUGUUGCGCCGCGUAUGCCUUCACGGGGCUUCCUGAAUGAUUUAAACCGUUUUACAUCAUCGGCCUCACCCUCCCUCCUCCCUCCAUCCCUCCCUCAGUCUCUCUCCCUCCUCCCCUCCUCCAUCCUGCGCUGCCUCCCGCUGAUGCGCCGCGCAAGCAGCCCGGAGAUGCUGCUGCUGCUCCUGCUGCUGAUGUUGGCGACCGACUGCAGCAUCCGACAUGGGCAUCCUGUAAUCCGGCCGCGGCACAGUAACUUUCUCUGUUGUCAUGUGGGUAGAACCAAACUAGGCCUUCCGCUAGACUGUUAAGAAAGCCACGGAAAGCGGUAGAACAUCCCAUCCUCUUUCAUCACAUGGAUGAAGAAUAACUUCACUGUCUCCAGAGAAUUUCCAGAACUUGAACUGAAGCAUCAAAGAACAAGCGUCUUGCAGUCUUCCUCAUCAGCCUUCCACUCGCCGACGUCACGCCCUCGCUAUGAGCGGACUGGUGGGGAAGCUGGACCCCCGCAGGAUACAGUGGGGCUCAGCAUGGAACACCUUCACGUCGCGCGUGCUGAGGACCAAACCCGUGGAGUCCAUGCUGGAUUCGGCAGUGUCUGGCACCAGCUCACAUGGCACCAGACUGGCCCGGGUGUUGUCCACGGUGGAUCUGGUGUCGCUCGGUGUGGGCAGCUGCGUCGGGACGGGGAUGUAUGUGGUCUCGGGGCUUGUUGCCAAGGAGAUGGCUGGCCCAGGGGUCAUUGUGUCCUUCAUCAUCGCAGCUGUGGCAUCCAUACUUUCAGGAGUGUGUUAUGCAGAGUUUGGGGUGCGUGUGCCUAAGACCACAGGUUCUGCCUACACAUACAGCUACGUAACCGUGGGAGAGUGCGUGGCUUUUUUCAUCGGCUGGAACUUGAUCCUGGAGUAUCUGAUCGGCACGGCGGCGGGGGCGUCGGCUCUCAGCAGCAUGGCAGACUCUCUGGCCAAUCACAGCAUCAGCAACUUCAUGAUUUCACAUAUUGGCACACUCAACGGCUUGGGUAAAGGGGAGCAGUCAUACCCAGAUCUGCUGGCUCUUCUGAUAGCCUUGCUGGUGACAGUGAUCGUGGCUUUGGGAGUGAAGAACUCUGUUGGCUUCAACAACGCUCUGAACAUCAUCAACCUCAUUGUGUGGGUUCUCAUGAUGAUUGCUGGGCUGUUCUUUGUCAACGGAGAGAACUGGGAUGAAGGGAGAUUCCUACCCUUUGGCUGGUCAGGGGUGAUGCAGGGUGCAGCCACCUGCUUCUAUGCCUUCAUCGGGUUUGACAUCAUCGCCACAACAGGAGAAGAGGCCAAAAGCCCCAACACCUCCAUCCCCUACGCCAUCACUGCCUCACUCAUCACCUGCCUCACUGCCUAUGUCUCCGUCUCUGUGAUACUGACGCUUAUGGUCCCAUACAAUGAAAUUGACGAAGAUGCCCCGCUGAUGGAGAUGUUUGCCAUCCAUGGCUGCAUGUUUGCAAAAUACAUAGUUGCUGUGGGGUCCAUAGCUGGACUCACUGUGUCCCUCCUGGGGUCCCUGUUCCCCAUGCCAAGGGUCAUCUAUGCUAUGGCAGGAGAUGGUCUUCUGUUUAAGUUCCUGGCCAGUGUUUCUUCGUACACGGAGACCCCUGCUGUGGCCUGUGUUGUGUCUGGGUUUCUGGCUGCCCUUCUGUCCCUUCUGGUCAGCCUCAGAGACCUGAUAGAGAUGAUGUCCAUUGGCACUUUGCUGGCCUAUACUCUAGUGAGCCUUUGCGUGCUCCUCUUGCGUUACCAACCCGAGGGCGAAAUCCACGGCUUUGUAAACUUUCUCUCUGAGGAGCAGAACAAGAAGAAAAAGGAAGGCAUUCUGGCCGAGUGCGAGAAAGACGCUUGCUCGCCGACCAGUGAGGCCGACGAGUACGGAGGUCAGACCACGAACACCUGCGGGGCUAAAAACCUGCCGUCGCUAGGCGACAACGAGAUGCUGAUUGGGAAACCGGAUAAAAAUGCAUACAGUGCCAGCCAUCCCAACUACGGCACAGUGGAUAUGACAACCGGCAUCGAGGCAGAGGAGUCAGAAGGAGGGAUGUCUCGACGGCUCAAGAAGCUGAUCGGACCUCGCUACUACACGUUGAGAAUCCGUCUCGGCCUCCCUGGGAAAAUGGACAGGCCAACUCCGGCCACGGGGAAAACCGUCACCGUGUGUGUGUUACUGCUGUUCAUCUUGUUCUUCGCUUUCUGCUCCUUCAUCAUUUUUGGAGCGAACUUUAUCACAGAGGGUCAUUGGUGGGCCUUGCUGCUACUAAUCUUCCUCAUCAUCUUCAUUGCCCUGCUGAUCAUCAUUAUCCUCCAGCAGCCAGAAAACCCUAAGCGGCUGCCUUACAUGGCACCCUGCGUGCCGUUCGUACCUGCUUCAGCCAUGCUGGUCAACAUCUACCUCAUGCUUAAGCUGUCUGCCAUCACCUGGAUUCGAUUUUCAAUCUGGUGCCUCGUUGGUGUGCUUAUCUACUUCGGCUACGGCAUGUGGAACAGCACUCUGGAGAUCACGGCCAGAGAAAACGAGGUGCAUGCCUCCACCUACCAGCGCUACGAUCAAGGCGUGGACGAAGGCUUCUGCGGCUUUGACGACAAUUUCUACCCGCCCACCACUGACGCCUGGGGCGCGCCCGGCGGGGAUUUAGAGGCGACUCCACCUCCAAAGGCAAAACCUGAAAGUGAUGGGCUUUCCUCAAAAGGUGGAGGCAGAACCAUUGCUAACAAUGGCCUUGCGGAGGAGGAUCCGAUGGACUUCUGAAGGGACUGACUUCUGUGUUACAUUGAAUGUACUGCCUUGUCUGCUGCCUGGGGGAUGGGGAAGGGGUCAUGUGUGAGUGCAUGACUGAUUACAGGCGUGCGAGUGUGCUUGCAUGCUUGCACGAGUGUGUAGUUGUUUUAUGUAUCAAACCCCCCGGGCUAGAUGUUUUUUGGUUAUUAGAACAGUUUGUCUUUUACCUUAGUUGACUUUGCUUGGGAUGCUGCCCCCACACAAAUGUGGACAUAAAUGUCUUCACGCUUUCACAGAUCCGGACUCUUUAAUCAACUUCCCAAACAAAGAAGGGCAUGUCAGAAAAGUGUGAAGAAAGUGAGAGAUUUGUGUUUUGCCGAUGAAGUGCUGAAAUGACAAGCCGAACUGAGCAACUUUUUAACUGAUUAGUCAAGAACGUUGGCACAGAAGAGAAAAGAAGGGUGAUGAGAGGGUCGUAAGAUGAGUCAGCAACUGUCUUCCUGUUCCAGCACAGGCAGACAGACAGGAAACUAUAACGGCAGUGUGAUAAAUACAAAGGCCUUCCGAAGGCAAAGUCUGACUUUGUCUGUUUUCAGCUUUUGUACAAAAACCUGAAUGAUUUGUCUAAAACACAUUCUUAAACCUACGUUGAACAUUUAGCCUGAGGGGUUUCCACCGGGGUUUUGGGCUAAAGGGUGUCGAUGUUUUCUGUGAUGACUAGUACUUGGACUUUGCUUGUAAUAGUGCCUUCAUCAACUAUGUGUGUUUUUCUGGUCGUAUCAGUUCUCUACUUCGAUUUUUUAUUUAUUUUUUGGCCUGUGUAUGUGUGUGUCCUGCUGUACUAUGCCUUGCAAAGGUAUUCACAAACCCUGAACUUUCCAUAUUUUGAUAUGUUCCAAUGACAGGCAUCACUCUAUUUCAUUUGGAUUUUAAGUGACAGAGAAUUUGUUGUCAAACCAAUCCAUUGCUGCUCUGGCUGGGGAGUUUUUUCCCCUCUGUUUUAUGUUUGCAGAAACCUUCGACCUUUAACUUUGAGGUUUCCUUUUUUAUUUAACUCCACCCACUCCCCUUCAACUCUUUUCAGCUUAUGUGCUCCACUAAAGAAAAUCGUUUUCACUGCCACCAACAAGAUUCACCAUGGACGGAUGGAGAGGGUGAGGGGUGUUCAGACAUUUUGAUCUCAUCUGACCAAGCCAUCUUCCACAUGUUUGAUGUGUCUCCUAAGGCUGAUGGCAAACUGCAAAUGGGACUUCCCACUGCUUAAUACUUCUCGCUACUUUUCCCUAAAGGCCAGAACUGUGCACUUCUCAGCUAAUAGUAGCCAUUUGAGCAGAUUCUUAUUCCUGAGCUGUGGGUCUUCAUUCUUGCCAUGGGCCUCUUGGCUGCUUCUCUGAUAAUGCUCCCCUACUCAGUUAGGUUUGUGGCCAAGUCUUCAUAUGUUUGCAUGCGUGUUAUUCUUCCCAUUUUUGAACAAUGGAUUAAACAGUACUUUGUGUAAUCUUCAAAUGCUUAAGUCAUUCCUACAACUUCAUUUCUGCCCUGCCUGGCAUUUUUCUUGCUAACGACGCACUACUUUGCAUUUGCCUGUCAUGCAAAUUCUCAAUAAAAUACAGAAGGUUGAAGUUUACAAAAUGUCAAAAAGAAAAGUGUACAUACUUUUACAAGGCAUUGUACAGUCAGUGCACUCAAACUUGAGUUUUAUGUGAAUUAGUGUUUGCACUAAGUGGGCUCUUGAGAAUUUUAAUUUUCACAGUAUGUUUUGUUAUUCCUUCGCAUGGAAGUGAAAUCAAUUCACCUGCUGUCAAAAACAAAAUGUGCAACAUGAAUUGCCAAUCAAGUUGUAGAGAUUAGACCCAGUAGACACACAGAAAGAGAGAAUAGGUUGAGUCCUAGUUGGCAACCUGUAGUGUUUUCUGUCUGCUUUUGUAUUUGAGCAUAUGAGGUUCUUUCUCUAUGUCAGACCUGUAAGUAAUUCAUUCUCUCUUCAGUUUUUUUUUUUUUUUUGCUUAACUUUUCUAUUGGAGAGGAGAAAAGAGAAACUAAAAUCAAAUUCUUCCUAUUUAUAUAAUCUCUUCUCUCCUCCUCCUUUAUGGUUUUCCGUCACUUAAUCGUUGCAAAUUUCCAUCCAACAUUUUCUUCUCCAGCCCAGCUCUUUCAUCUUUCAUUUACCAUCUUACUCCCCUCUUGAUAUCAAUCGGGCCACAUCAGCAGAAAGUAACCUCUCCGAGUCGCAUGUAAUAGGCCACCGAAGAUUGGCUUGCACUCUGGAAAUGUAACAGCAAUCUGCUUAUGGUCUGUCAGUUCGCUCACUACGUUUUUGAUUUAACAGUCUCUGCUAUCUGUCAUAUAAUUCGUAACCAGCACUUAUUUUGCUGCUGGCGGUUCAGCUGUAGUGCUGUAAAUGGACUACACUUUUACUCCUGUGCUUUUUCAGGUUUUAUGUAUGUUGCAUAUACAGACAAUUGUCUCAACGUCCCAAAGAGAUUUAAUUAUUGCAUUCAAAAUGCAGGCUUGUUGUUGCAGUUGGAGAAAGAGCUUUACAUUUAAAAAAAGGUAUUGAGAGACAUAUGCAGACAUUUCUUUAUACAGUAAGAGGGAUUUUUAUAAACAACCAAAUAGCACACUGUUAUGCUAUGACGUUGGGGGGAGGGGAUGCUCCGUCAAUUGCUUCUGGUGCUGCUGUCUGCCCUGAUUGUUACCCCUCUACCUUUUCCUCGUGUGCCCCUGUUGCUGCACUGGUCCCUUGCAGGGAAGCCUUAUUUGUCUAAUGCACUAAAUCUAAGGAUGCCACGCUAAAUCCUUAUCCCCCGCCAUCCCUCUCCCCCUACCGUAAUCAUCGAAAGCUUAAAAAACAAAAAGAAUUUCUUUGCGGUUCUGGAAAUGUCAAAGGAACAUUCUUAUGCAAAUGAAGACAGCUCUGUGUUUCAUGAACUUACUGUCAUAUUUAGGGCUAGGGCUUGACAAAGGUAAGGAUUUGAACAUCACAAUGAUCCGGUCUAUUGUAAGGACUGAAUUUUCUUAACAAUUUUUCUUUUUAAAAAAAAUUUAAAUUACACAAUCAAAGCUGAAGAUAACUGUAAAAUACCAUCAGUUAUCUAGUUUUAAGCAAGUUUGCGUCAGCAAUGAAUAUAUUGACAAAUCAUGAAGAGUUAGCAACUAUUCCUGUUCUGCAAGUAUUGGGAUUUGCAAACUUUAAAACAUGCAGUUUCUUGUCUUUCAAUCUAGAGGCAGGUGAUAUAAUAAUGCCAAAUUGUGAAGAAUUAGAAUUUAGCAUUGUGAUUCCAAAUUCAAUACCAGUUUUAGUCUCAAGCUACACUUCAAGAUGCUUUUGUUCUAUAUUGAUGGAAAAAAGUGAAUGUCUACAGUUUAUUAGACUAUCAGGGAAAAAAAACAGUGGAAGUUAAUAGGUGACCUCCCCCAACAGUUGUUGGUAACAUUGACAUUAAAGACUUUGAAGUUUGAAAGAAGAAGCAUCUGAGCGGCUCUAGUGGUCAAAAGCCAAAGAAUCUGUCAAAAGUAAUUGCCCACUGCCCAUGCUUUGUUUGAUACUGUUUAUCUUUUAUUCUGUCUUCAGCUUCUUCAGCUUAUAUCUCAAGGUUGAUGGAAAGAGAACCUGGAUGAAACAGGGCACAUGUAAAAAAAAAUAUAUAUAUAUAAAGUCAGAAAACAGUACAAGGGAGGCAUGUAUAUUAAAAUAUCUGCCUCAUUUUCUAUUUUGAUCUUCUGGGCUGUCAGGAUAAUAUGCAUUUGUAGGAGAGAACAGUUUACUUUUAGUAUCAAAACAGCCAACAGAGACACUAGUUUUUUCCAACCUUUAGAAUAAGAGGGUUAAGCAUUUGCAUAAAACCCAUCAAACUUGUAAUAUCAUCAUUUCUAUAGCUACAACGUUCUCGGUGAGUUGUGAGUUUGGAUUCCAGACCAUAGUUUGUCCGUGACAAGUAUUCGUCAUAGAGAUGCUACUACAGCCACUAAUUUUAGUUUCUAUAUUAAAAGUAAUAUAUUGACUUUGAUAAUGUCAGAUUACAUAAAAUUGGUAAUGUGAUGAAUUGUGAUUAGCCACUAAUUACAUCACGGAUGAGUAGAAAAAGUGCUCUUUAUUUGAGUUGUGUCGCUUUUGUCUUUGAAAUUAAAUUUUAAGGUAAACUGAAAAAUACCUUUGUAGUAAUGUUCUCUUGCCUGAAUGUUAUUCUUUUCUUUAACUGCAUUUGCAUAGAAAUGUUUUGCUCUUGAUUUUACUACUAAAAAAAACAGUAUAUGUUGACUAUAGCGCCCACCGCAAUGCUCACUAGGAAUAUCUUACAUCACCAUAUCAGUUUCCUCCUGUCUCUGUUCAAAACUUUCAAAAGCUUUAUAGUCACAGCCCAGCCAAAACAAACAUGCAGAUUAAUUUGAUUCCGUGUCUCAGAUACUGGACUGUACAGUCAUCUUUUUUCUUCAUUUAUUUAUGUUUUGUUCUGUAUAUUUGAAUCAAAGACUGUGUGAAAGCAUGUGCAGUGCAGAGGUAUGUGACUGUGUUCUGACGUCCACUCGUGGUCCACGCCUGCGCCUAAAUGUGACCGUCUGGUGAAUGUCCAGCAUGUUUUUUUGUGCACAAGAUUCAGUUUCUAAAUAUUGUACUUGCAUGUGGUUACGGAUCUCAACAGGACAUGAUAGACAUUUGACAAAACCAAAUUCAGGCUUAGUUCUUCUCUGCCUUGGAGCCCUGGUUUGUUUAAUUCAGAGAAGGUGAAACAAGUAGUUUGUUUUUGUUUGUUUUAUUUUUUAUUUCGCAACCCAAAGCACUGCCUAGGAUCCUCCUCUUGUUCCUUCUAAUAAUCUCUCUCUUUUUACAUAUAUAUUUAUACUUAUUCCAGCCUAAAAUUUAAAAACCCACUUGUUCAUUCCACUAGGUAUGGAAACCAUGGCUCCAUUUGACAGAACUAUGUAGCAAACAGUCUGAUUUCCUGACUGACUUCCUUCACAUCCUUUUUCAUACACCUAUAAAAUGCCUAAUUCCUGUAUACACACUAAAACCUGCUGGGUUUAAAAACAGACCAAUUAGGGUUACUUUGAAAAGUCAGUAAUGGUACAAACAUGAACCAACUCGUCACAAUCAGCUUGUGGGUUUUCACCAUAGUGGGUUGGAGUUGUAGAGGUUGUGUAAAACAAUGUGGUAGUGAAUGAACGUAGCUGAAAUUCCCACGUUUCUGCACAUUAUGUUUUUUUAGGGGCUCUAAAAGUCACCUCAAACUGAUGCUGCAGGUGUGGUGACUGGAAGGAAAGUCAAACUAUGGAUUCACAGUCUGCCAUUCAUUUGGCUCAGACACUUAAAAAAACCAAGUGACAUCUUAGUACCUUUUAUUUCGUCCUGUUGAAGAAGUUUUAAUCAUUUUGUUGUGUAGUUCAAAACUUCUCUCACCCAAAAAUAUUGAGCCUCCAUUUUGUUUGCCCACUUAACAGCAUUAUUCCAGCAUUCUGAUUAAAGAAAAAACCCAGCAGGAUUUUUUUUUAAUGUGAAUUUCUCCUCUCAACCACAACCAACCCAAAGUACUUUUUAUUUUCACUUAUGAUUUACAGAAAUCUAGUUUCCUUAUCUGCAGUAGUGUCGACUUCCUUGGUAUGAUCAGCUUAUAAGCUAUUUUACAACACCCAAAAUUUAUGUUACUAUAGAAUCACGAGACAAAAUGCAAUGUUUUUCUGUAAGCCACCAGCUACAAGCAAAAGCUAAGAUCCAGACACAAAUACAGUGCUAAAGAAGACUGACCAACAAAAAAAGAGAGUAUUUUUCUACAUCUGUUUCCCAUCUACACGUCCUCCUCGGGUGGGUGUGCCGAGCCGAACUAGGUGGGGUCAUUAGUCUGUACUUCAUGAACGUUUCUUUAAUCACAAGGAGGCCUGAUAUAAACUGCUGAAAUCUAUUUUUUGAAUAAAUGUAGUCUCUAGAAAUGUAGAGCUAAUUUGUGUACUUUCUUCAAUUAUCUUUGAAUUGGUCGCUGAAGAUGUUGAUAGGGCUUCAAAUAGUUUAGGCAUACUAGAGAGAAAACAAUGCUGAAAUUAUUUUAUUAUCAGUCUAUAUGAGCUAAACUGCACAAAAAAUAACAAUAUAAUCUAGUCUUUUGCCACUGUUGCUUUUCAAGUCAGCUACUCUGUGUUGAUUUUGUACUGGAGAAGGAAUGCCACGCUCUGCACAUGUUCGGUGUUUGCGGCCAAGUGUCCAGUCAGUGUGUGUCAGACUUGUUGAGAUUGGCUUCCCGAGAAAUGGCUAAAUAUUCUGUUGCUCUUGUGUAAAUUUGCCACAAAGCUGUAUAUUAUUGUUGUGUUUGUUUCUUUCGAAUUUGUGAUUACUUUUUAUCCUAGGUGCACAAUUCUCUUCUCUUUUCUUUUUUUUUCUGAACUGUUAAUAUCGCUUCCAUGUAUUAAUGAAAAGUUAUUUAUUGCAAAGACUAAACAGAGGUUUGUUCAUUUAUUAACAUAUGCAAUAAAUAGAGACAUGCAGUCACCGAAUAUAAAGUGCACACACUUUCAGUCUUGCAUACAGUACAAACCAGAUGGUUGCGUGCGCUGUACAAAACGGCACAUUUUCAAUUAUCACCAAUGUUUAUUCAGAAAAAUAUUUCCCUGUUUUAGUUCAUAUAGGGUUACCUUUUUUCCUAGUUGCCAGAUUAUGUCAUGUUUGCAUGAGUCAGCCAAAAAUCUAUAGUUAUUUUUUUCUGCUGAUCCUUAUUUUAACCUUUUAAAUUCACAUGCUGAAUUUGAAGAGGAAUCUCUCACAAGACUUCUCAUGUUGCCUUUGGAGUAUUUGGUUCUUUUAUACAAGCAUUCUACGUCAAAACAUGUUCAGGUCUGCAUAACCAAAGUACAGGAGAGCAAGGUAGCAGUCAGUAAUGGUCCUCGGGAUUUUUAUUUUAUUUUAUUUCAUUUUAUUUUUGUAAAACAAACUCAGCAUGAGCUAUGGGUGGGUUAAAAAAAAGCCUCUUUCUCAUUUCCAGGAGAAAGUGGCAGAGUUUGAGGCAAAGUCAGAAUAUUAAACCAUAUUAUAAGUUUCAAGCAGGAGUGUUCAGUCUAUUAUCAGAAUAUGGAAGGAUAAUUGAAAAAACAUAAAUCUAAAGGAAAUGUGUGACUCGCCUAAAUUAACACGUAAGAAUAGCUAUUACAUAACUAGCAACGUAAUAUAUAAUUUUCAGGUUCCACAAGUCUGCCUUUUCAUGAUAAUAGGCAAGAAAACCUCACUGCUGAAUGAAAGCAAAGGCUGUCAUAUCAUGUGGGAAACUCACCAAACAUGUGAAAGGAGGUAUUCAGGGCAGAUGGGAUGUAAAUUUUACUUAUUAACUUACAUGAAUAACGCUACAGUAUAUGUGAAGAAAAACAAGUCUCUCCAUGAAACAAAGAGGUGGUGGGGUCAUGCUGUGGCAGCAAUUUUCUUCAACUCUAAUAGCGAAAUUACACAGAGCACAAAUAGAGGUCACUUUUGCUCUGUUUUUAGUGGGCCUCUUACUGCAAUACUCAAAACGUAUAAUUUUUGAACCUUUUUAAUUGAUUUCGGAGGAGGUUAGCAGUGGUUCCCGAUGCAACAUAGUUAACCAACUGCUUAUUGAUCCUAGAAACUCAAGCAGAAAAUUAAAUAAGCAUAAAGAGCUGGGGAGUUUUGCUAUAUGUGCCGUAUAAAAUAUCAUUAUUUCAUCAACACAGGACAGCUUAUUUGCUCAGGGUCCUUCCAUCUGUCUCUUGUGAGGUCGAUGGCUCUGUACCAGGAAUGGCUUCCCUUUUCAGGGAACACACGCUUGGCUGCGAUGACAUACUCGCAAUCACAGACAUGCCAGGAAAUCACAGAAGAAGUAAAACUGAAACAGUAACUGAGUGAAGAUCAGUGAUGUGCACGCCCGUUUGUAUCCGUUUAAAGAUAAGCUGACGACAAAGAGAAAUCACACGAUGUUCUCAUCUGUGCAGUGACUCAGCGACCUUGAUUUAAGCAAAGGACUACACACAUUGGGCACAGUUAUUACCCGCUGUGCGUGUGUGUGUGUGCGGUUACCAGAAGAGACUGGGAGGCUGAGUCUGUGGGACAGAUUCUUCUGCGCUUAUCUCAGUCAAGGUCACAGAGAUUACAGAAAUACACCGGUUUUUCUUACUUUGAUACAAACUGCUAAUGUUGUUCGCACAAAGACUCUGAUAUGCUAAGACAGUCAAGCUGCAGCGGAAAUCGUAUCACGUCAUCGCGAGACAAAUUGCCGCUUAUAUCAAUCCGUGCGGAAUUUUCCAUAUGCAAACAAAUUUCUAUUACUAUUUAAAGCAUGACGAGUGAGAUGAAAAAAACCAUCCCAUCAGAAGAAACUCGUCUGAAAAUAUAACUAGAUCCGGUUUGAUUUAACACAGGGUUUUAGCGAGCACAUUGGGUUAGAUUCGACACAAAAAAAUUUAAAAUAAAUAAUUAAAAAGAGCGAGUUGAAAAGAAUGAUUUUAAAAUCCCCAUGGGAACAAGUCUUUGUGGGUAGGAAUGAUUUUUGAGUAUUUAUCUAUUUUGUACAUCCAACUAAAUUUCAGACGUCUUUCUUUAUCUGGGCUUAUAAGCUGCAAAAAUGAUCCAAACAUACAUUGUUUGUAGAGUUAGUGUUUUGUUUGGUUUGUCUUUAAAAGAGACUGGAAGGAGCCUCCAAUUUUGACAAUGUAGGAACUUAGUUGUUAUGCUUUAGUGAUGCAUUUCCAUUCCGAAAUCACAUCCAUUGGUGUAACAGUUUUAAGAAAUAAACUCAUUGCUACAACUGUUCUUUUUUAAAAUGCCUGCAAAACAGAAAUAGCUGCUCGACACCCAGGACGUGUGGUUAAGAAAUGUUUUAAUGCCGCAUGUGUUUAUGUCAAACAAUUGUUCAUUAAACCUAAAACAACAAAAUUAGUAAACAAAGAAUAAAGUGUAUAUCUAAAAUGUGACAUUUAAUUUUUGCUCUUUGUUGACCAUUAAAACAAACAAACAAAAAAACA
This is a messenger RNA of Poeciliopsis prolifica (blackstripe livebearer), 11744 nucleotides long. RefSeq names its product solute carrier family 7 member 14a (gene slc7a14a). NCBI's taxonomy places the organism in Eukaryota, Metazoa, Chordata, Actinopteri, Cyprinodontiformes, Poeciliidae. The record is from RefSeq and is a predicted model, not a curated record. Gene Ontology annotation, molecular function: amino acid transmembrane transporter activity. Gene Ontology annotation, cellular component: plasma membrane. The transcript is spliced from 10 exons. The coding region runs from base 522 to 2819 and encodes 765 amino acids. Gene Ontology annotation, biological process: transmembrane transport; amino acid transport.